ACACAAAAUCAGAACUCAGAAGGGCUAUAAUCUCAUAACUCCUAACCUUCUCAUUUCUUUGAAGAAAAGAAAGAUACUCUGAAUCUUCUUGUCUGCCUAAGAGCAGAAAUGUUGGGUUCCAGUACAAGAUCAAUGUUUUUUCUUCUCGUCUGCAUAGGAUUACUAGCAGACAACAGAUAUAAUGUCUCAGCCAUGAGACAUAGAGAGUUUUUCCUCAAAGAAACACAAGCAGAAAAAGCAGGAGUUCAGACAGAGGAAAUUUCUAAGCUCAGGAGCAUCGGUGUUCAAUUCAAACACACCCUUGAAGAUCAAGAAAUGCUCAAUAAAAACCGACGCGUUCUCGAGGAAGUUAACAAAGAUAAAAUCAAAGCUGAGGAGACACAAGAACGAAAGAAUAAGACAGAAGACUCAUUCAAAUCAAGCAAGAGACGUGUAAGACGAGGAUCAGAUCCUAUCCACAACAAAGCUCAGCCAUUUUCUUAAACGGCGCAAGAGAAAUCAAAUACAGAAAAAGGCAAUAUACUAUAGAAACGCAAGAAGAAGAAAAGGGCAUAACAAUCAACCUUAUCAAAGCUGGAGGUAGGUUAGUUGGUUAUUCUCAGGGUUUAUUUUUCAAGUAUAGGUUUUGAUAAGAACACACAAUAUGGUGAAGCCAUCAGAUUAUGCAGAACAGCAUUAUCUGUUCAGAUACACCAAGAGAAUACAUAUUUGUUUUCAAGAUAUUUCUUUGACCAAGUCCCCACUCUAUUGUUUGCAUUAGUUCGUAUAAGUUUUGUUCUUUCUGCAAUGCUUUUGACUCCCACCAAAACAUGUCCUAUGUAUAUAACAUAUCUCAAAAGUUUUGAUUUUGCUACAACUUCACUAUGCAACCUCUAUUUUCACAC
Molecule: messenger RNA, 884 nt
Organism: Arabidopsis thaliana (thale cress)
Lineage: Eukaryota; Viridiplantae; Streptophyta; Magnoliopsida; Brassicales; Brassicaceae
Gene: CLE45
Product: CLAVATA3/ESR-RELATED 45
Exons: 1
Coding region: 109-483 (124 amino acids)
Cellular component (GO): extracellular region
Source: RefSeq, marked reviewed